AUAUUCCUGUAAUUUUGAAACGUAGAAGUUGGUAAAUAGAAGUCUUUUAUUACACGUUAUGUUGUAAUCAUACAAAAACUUCGUCGUUUCAUGAAGUUUGUAAAAUGAGCGGUUUAUCGGAGGACGACAGUUCCGACAGUAACGAUGAUUUUCGAGUAAACUCGGAAAAGAUAACCGCAAGUUGCAGCUUUUUCGAAAAGAAACCGAAGUCUUCCUCUGCUUCGAGUGAUACCAAAGAUGAAAGCAGCGACGAGGAGGAUCUCGAAGAUGUCAACGGAGCAAGCAACAUUGAACUGUUUGCUCAAGUUCUGAAAAAUCUGGAAAUCUCGCAACAGUUUCAACUCAAUAAUGACAAUGUCAAGAAAGAACAAUCGUUUCUGGACCCUUCCGUGCCACAGAGAAAAGAGGAAAAAGGGCAUGGAUUGAAAAUAGAAGGGAAAGAUGCUGCGUCGUCCAACGAGAUUAACGAACUUCUACUUUUAGGAGAAAACGUCACCGGUUCGCCUGAUAAAAAUGAUUCUAGGAAUACAAGUAUAAAAGAAGACACCGUAGAUGCUACAGAGUACACUAUUCCUAAGGAUGGCAUCGAGAUUAUUCUACCUGGUACGAGUUCCAUGUUAAAUAACAAGAAGAAAAACGGAGGGCAGAGUUUGAAAACGCUUCUUCUGAGACGACUGAAGGCUAAUGAAAUCUAUAUAGAAAAGGUAGGAUUACUCUGUUGGCUAGCAUAUGGAUUUCAUUUGAAUAAACAGGUAAAUGAACCCGAAGUAAUGUCAACUGCGUUAUCGUUACUUUCGACCAACUAUUAUCCAAAGAACCGAGUAGAUCUCGGUUACUUAGAAAAGUUCACGAAGUGGUUCAAGCAUGUAUUUACAUUCGACUGCGUUGAAAAUAAUGCCAAUAAUCGUAUAGACACAGAGAGUUUGUUGAAAGUAUUACGAGAAAAAAAGAUCUGCGAUUAUAGAGUGUUGGUAUUAUUGUAUGUUGCCACAGCAAGGGCUCUAGGAUUAAAUUGUCGAUUAGUCGUAUCUCUCUGUCCACCUCAUAGAGCGUUAAGAGACAAUCCGCUGUUUAAACUCGACAGACCUAAUCAACAAGAUAAGUCUAAAAGCGAUUCUAAUACGUCUAAAGGUAAAACCUCUUCAAGGAUGAACAAAAAGAAAACUUGUGAUGUAGUUAAAAACAGUCCAGAGGCAGAGAAGAUCGCUAAAAUGGAAGCCAAGAAAAGGGCAGCGGAAGUUUUACAAUCAAAAUCGCAAAGCUCGAAGAGAAGUAAAUCUAAUAGUAACAAGAAGACUAAAACUGAGCCAACUAGAAGUACAGGAAAAGAAAGUGAGUCUAAGCUCGCAGAGGAAGGAAUAGAAGUAUCUGGUGUACGUCAGUUGAGAUCUCGUAGAGUUAACGUCGUAGAAGAUAGUAAAGCAAAGAAAACUAGAAUCUCAAAUUCAAAAAAUGAUGCCAUCGAUGGCACUCGCUCAAAGUAUUACAUCGAUGAAGAUUCUGCGGAUUCCGAGGCAGAGUUUCAACCCAAGCCACAACGUGUGACAAGAAGGAAGUUAAUGGAUAACAACGAAGAAACAACGCAGAGCUCUAAGAACCCUAAAGCGAAGAACAAAAAAUUGUUGUCUUCUGACAGUGAAAUUGAGGAUGGAGAUAAAAAGAAAAAGGGGCAGGAUCUCUGGGCAGAAGUGUACCUAGAAUCAGAGGAGAGCUGGAUUAGUGUGAAUGUGAUGGAUGAAAAAAUUCAUUGUGUUGCUGAUGUGUAUAGAAAAGCAUCAAAACCAGUAUUAUAUGUGGUAGCCUGGAACUCUGAGAAUUUAAUAAAGGAUGUAACGAAGCGCUACUGUCCCCACUGGCUCACAGUCACACGCAAGCAGCGCAUCGAAGAGAAGUGGUGGGUCCAAACAUUGUCUUACUGGAAGGAAAAGGACACUGCUAUUUCAAGAGCGGAAGAUGAGAUGUUCCUACAAAAAGAAUUGGAACAACCACUGCCUAAGACAAUCGGAGAAUGCAAAGGACACCCACUGUAUGUUCUUACGAGGCAUUUACUUAAGUUUGAAGCAUUGUACCCUCCGGAUUGUGUCCCAUUGGGAUAUACUUCUACUGGUGAACCUAUCUACUCUCGCCACUGUGUGCACACGCUCUGCUCGAGGGAAACGUGGCUGAAGAAAGCUAGAGUUGUGAAGCCGAAGGAGGAACCUUACAAAAUAGUAAAGGCCCGUCCAAAGUACGACAAGCUGACCAAAAUGAAGAUCAAUGAUCUAUUGCUGGAGGUGUUCGGUGAGUGGCAGACCACAGAGUACGUACCACCUGAAGCUAAGGAUGGUAUAGUUCCACGAAACGAGUAUGGAAACGUGGAUUUGUUCAAACAAUGCAUGCUUCCAAAGGGCACAGUCCACAUAAAUCUUCCAGCAUUGAACCGUAUCGCUAGAAAGCUGAAUAUCGAUUGUGCCCCAGCCGUUGUGGGUUUUAAUUUUGGAUGCAUGGGCGCUGUGCCUGCCAUCGAAGGGUACGUAGUCUGCUCAGAGUACGAGGACACAUUGCGAGAGGCUUGGGAGGCAGAGCAAGUGGAGGCGGCUAAACGAGCCAAAGAGAAAAGGGAGAAAAGAGUGUACGGGAAUUGGAAGAAAUUGAUUCAGGGUUUGUUCAUAAGGGAACGAUUGGCUGCGAGGUACAACUUUUCGCAGGAGACAACGUCUUCCACCGGGGGCAAACGAAAAGAACGGUUAACGAGGGACGCGAAGAAGGCUAGAGUUUCGUAAAUCUCAUGGGGAACUUCUUCUCGAUAAGUCAAAGAAAACUUUUCUGUUCCACUUAAAAAUAUUUCAUGUAGUUGUAAAUGAUUGCGUGGCAACUUGUAUAUUUUGUUAGACAUAACAUAUAUAUAUGUUAAAUAAUAUGUUGAAAUAGUUUGUUAAUUUCUUAAGAAGAGAAAAAUGCACGUGCGAUUGUAAACAUUAAGAAUUUUUUCUCAAUAACGCGUUCAGUCAUACUUUUUUAUACUUCAAAUUUAUUUUUCUAUCUUUUUAUAAAUCCCUUGGUAAGGAUUUAGGAUUGUAAUUAAUUAAUUUAUUUUUUUUUUUUAAAUGUUUUUCUGUAUUUAUCAAGUAUUAUUAGACUUUCGGUAAUAAUGAGUAUUUAGAAUCUACGAAAUUGAUAUAGUGUACAUAAACCGCGAAUUUUGUAAAAUUAUCGUAAUAAAGUAAUAUGUUUGUACAUUAUA
Messenger RNA from Hylaeus volcanicus, 3223 nucleotides. It is a transcript of the gene Xpc, whose product is annotated as DNA repair protein complementing XP-C cells homolog. The transcript has 5 exons. The record is from RefSeq and is a predicted model, not a curated record. Gene Ontology annotation, biological process: nucleotide-excision repair; mismatch repair. The coding region runs from base 105 to 2762 and encodes 885 amino acids. NCBI's taxonomy places the organism in Eukaryota, Metazoa, Arthropoda, Insecta, Hymenoptera, Colletidae. Gene Ontology annotation, molecular function: single-stranded DNA binding; damaged DNA binding. Gene Ontology annotation, cellular component: cytoplasm; XPC complex; nucleotide-excision repair factor 2 complex.